UUCAAAAUGAAAAGUGUUAAAAGAGAAAGAGGGCCAAACUGGGAUACACAGGAAAAAGAAAUAUUUUUCCACUGUGUAUCCAAAUUCAAACAUGUUAUAGAAGAUCCAAAAAAGGAUUUUAAUUCGAACCAAAAAAAACAUGAAGCGUGGGAAAAAGUGACAAAUGAUUUCAAUUCACAUGCUCAAGUCCAAAAGAGAGAGGUUAAGAAUUUAAAAAAACUGUGGGAAACAGAAAAAGCAAAGUCCAGGAAAACGUUCACUUCCGAAAGAUAUAGCCGUUUGAAAACUGGGGGAGGUUCAUAUGAAGCAACACCUGAUAGUGUUCAAAAUCCCGAGGUGGAGGAGCUCAUUGGAAAACCACAUAUUGUCGAGUGGACUAAUAAUUAUGAUAGUGAUGGUAUAAUAUUUUAG
Myzus persicae (green peach aphid) is the source of this 411-nucleotide messenger RNA. Its product is annotated as myb/SANT-like DNA-binding domain-containing protein 3. The transcript has 3 exons. The record is from RefSeq and is a predicted model, not a curated record. Bases 7 to 411 code for a protein of 134 amino acids. Lineage: Eukaryota; Metazoa; Arthropoda; Insecta; Hemiptera; Aphididae.